Messenger RNA from Homarus americanus (American lobster), 1173 nucleotides. Its product is annotated as integumentary mucin C.1-like. The transcript has a single exon. Lineage: Eukaryota; Metazoa; Arthropoda; Malacostraca; Decapoda; Nephropidae. The coding region runs from base 1 to 1173 and encodes 390 amino acids. The record is from RefSeq and is a predicted model, not a curated record.
AUGUGUGCAGGUGUACCAACUACAAAGUGUGCAGGUGUACCAUCUACAAAGUGUGCAGGUGUACCAUCUACAAAGUGUGCAGGUGUACCAACUACAAAGUGUGCUGGUGUACCAACUACAAAGUGUGCUGGUGUACCAACUACAAAGUGUGCUGGUGUACCAACUACAAAGUGUGCUGGUGUAACAACUACAAAGUGUGCUGGUGUACCAACUACAAAGUGUGCUGGUGUACCAACUACAAAGUGUACAGGUUUACCAACUACAAAGUGUGCAGGUUUACCUACUACAAAGUGUGUAGGUGUAUCAACUACAAAGUGUGCAGGUGUACCAACUACAAAGUUGGCAGGUUUACCCAAAUCAAAGUGUGCAGGUUUACCUACUACAAAGUGUGCAGGUUUACCUACUGCAAUGUGUGCAGGUGUACCAACUACAAAGUGUGCAGGUGUACCAACUACAAAGUGUGCAGUUGUACCAACUACAAAGUGUGCAGAUGUACCAACUACAAAGUGUGCUGGUGUACCAACUACAAAGUGUGCAGUUGUACCAACUACAAAGUGUGCUGGUGUACUAACUACAAAGUGUGCAGUUGUACCAACUACAAAGUGUGCUGGUGUACUAACUACAAAGUGUGCAAGUGUACCAACUACAAAGUGUGCUGGUGUACCAACUACAAAGUGUGCAGAUGUACCAACUACAAAGUGUGCAGGUGUACCAACUACAAAGUGUGCAGGUGUACCAACUACAAAGUGUGCAGGUGUACCAACUACAAAGUGUGCAGAUGUACCAACUACAAAGUGUGCAGAUGUACCAACUACAAAGUGUGCUGGUGUACCAACUACAAAGUGUGCAAGUGUACCAACUACAAAGUGUGCUGGUGUACCAACUACAAAGUGUGCAGGUGUACCAACUACAAAGUGUGCAGGUGUACCAACUACAAAGUGUGCAGUUGUACCAACUACAAAGUGUGCAGAUGUACCAACUACAAAGUGUGCAGGUGUACCAACUACAAAGUGUGCAAGUGUACCAACUACAAAGUGUGCUGGUGUACCAACUACAAAGUGUGCAGAUGUACCAACUACAAAGUGUGCAGAUGUACCAACUACAAAGUGUGCUGGUGUAAAAACUACAAAGUGUGCAGGUGUACCAACUACAAAGUGUGGUGUGUCGACAUAG